AUGGUAAAAAUCGAUAUUAUAGUUGUAGGAAAUUAAGGUUUUUUUAUAAAUAAAAUAAAUUAUAAAAAUGAUUAAAAAAUAUUGAAAGGGGCAGGAAAAACCUGUUUAAUUAAUAGAUAUUUAUAAGAUGACAAAGAAUAAGAAAUUGGUUUUAUUAAAAUAUUUUAUUUAUAUUUAUGCAAAAACAAAUAAAAAAAAGAUUCAUAAGCAUUUACAUAUAAAUAUGAACCAACAAUAGGUUUAAAUUUAGUUACAAAAACAAUAUAAGUAAAUGAAAAUAAAAUAAAAAUUUGUAUUUGGGAUACUGCUGGAUAAGAAAAGUAUUUUGCUUUAACGAAAAAUUAUUUUUAAAAAGCAGAUGGUAUAAUAUUAACAUUUGAUUUGACUGACAAGUAAAGUUUUAAUAAAAUAUAAGACUAUUGGAUUUAAUAAGUAAUUGAUAAAACAGAGCUUAAUGUAAAAAAAAUACUUGUUGGCAAUAAAGUUGAUUUAUAAGAAGAUAGAUAAGUAUAAACAUUAAUUGCAGCUGAAUUAGCAUAAUAGUAUAAAAUGAAUUAUUUUGAAACUAGUGCAAAAACAGGAGAAUGUGUAUCUUUGGCAUUUGAAACUUUAGCAAAAUAAUGCGCUUUUGCAAUAUAAGACUAAAAAUUAAAUCCUUAGAAAUCUCCAUAAACAGUUGUUAUAACACAUCAUUAAGAAAAAAAGAAAAAUUGUUUUGAUAAAAUGAAAGAAAUAUCAAGUAAAUUAUAUGCUUAAUUAGGAUUUAAUUAAAAACAAUGA
Messenger RNA from Ichthyophthirius multifiliis, 780 nucleotides. Its product is annotated as ras oncogene family protein, putative. Gene Ontology annotation, biological process: protein secretion; regulation of exocytosis. The transcript has 4 exons. The record is from RefSeq and is a predicted model, not a curated record. Gene Ontology annotation, molecular function: GTP binding; GTPase activity. NCBI's taxonomy places the organism in Eukaryota, Ciliophora, Oligohymenophorea, Hymenostomatida.